Messenger RNA from Zeugodacus cucurbitae (melon fly), 2316 nucleotides. RefSeq names its product serine protease inhibitor 27A. Lineage: Eukaryota; Metazoa; Arthropoda; Insecta; Diptera; Tephritidae. The transcript has a single exon. Gene Ontology annotation, molecular function: serine-type endopeptidase inhibitor activity. The coding region runs from base 676 to 2088 and encodes 470 amino acids. The record is from RefSeq and is a predicted model, not a curated record.
AACGGCGCAAGCAAGAGCUGAAACAUUUCGAAAAAAAGUACAAAAGCAUUUGAGUGAUUAAAUUUUAACCAAGUAAUUUCACCGGAAUUAAGAAUUAUUUCUUUCUUUACAAAAAAUGUAUUGAUUAAAAACAACAAGUGUCGCUUUUAUUACAUACUUUGUAAAUCAGAUUCAAAUACUACAAUCUUAUGACGACAGCAGCGUAAUAAAUAAAUACAGACGUAAAUAUUCAUGCCGCAACAACAAAGCUUAAUAAUAUAAGAGAGCGCACAUUUGCUUGGCUCAACGAGAGAUAAGAAAGAAUUUCAUUCAUCUCCAAGCAAACGCAACAGAGCUCAGGAAAAACAAAAUCACAAAAUUUAACCGCAAAGAGAAGACAUUUUCGAAAGCAACUAACAACUCACAAUCAAUCAACACAGCAAAUGUUGCUGUAUAUUUGUUGUUGCCGCAUCGUAAUACAGUAAUCAUCGAAGCUGGUUUUUCCACAAGCGAACUUAAGCGUUAGUGAUCGCAGCCGAGACCGGUCAUUGUGUGCGCGAAACUUGCUGUGAACGGUUCGCCGACGUACUAAUAUCGGCUUUAGAUUGUGUUUGUUGUUUUUAAAAUCGCUAAAUACAAAAAUACUUUUUUUGCAAAGUAUAAUAAGAAACAAUUCGAAUUCGUGACAACAUAAACAUGACAAUGCUAAGAGCAUUCGCAUUACUCACCGCCUAUGUGAUAUUUAUCGCAGGCGCACGCGCCUAUCCCACAACUGUGACAACAAGUCCAGAGAAUAAUGCGACACAAUUGGAUGCCUUCCAGUUCGCCAUUAACGACAGCCAUAUAUUUGAUAUACCGCCUGGAAUAUUUACAACAUUUAUACCACUACCAGCUGCGGCGCCGAUGGCCGAUGAUAAAGAUGAUUAUUUGCCAUACCGCAGCGAUGGACACGAUAACUUUUCUUGGGCGUUGAUUAAGCAAAUACUGGUGUCAACAACACGGAGACGCAAUGUGAUUACUACCGCUGCCGGAGGUGAUAACUUACGUGGAGAUGCAGAGAAUAUCGUUUUCUCACCUUUUUCCGUUAAGCUCGUACUCGCGCUACUCACAGAGGCGACGGGCAAUGGCACGUGUUCGCAACAACAACUGCUGGCCACACUGGGUAAUAUCAAAUCGCUGGAGAAUUUACGCAAUUUUUAUCGCAAAACGCUGAACAUUUUGAAGAAGGAACACGCCGAUUACACUUUACGCUUGGAUACACGCCUCUACACAGAUAAAACAGUGGAAGCGCUACCCUCAUAUGCCGCACUACUGAAGUCAGCUUAUCAGACACCUGUUGAAAGUCUUGAUUUCGACGAUGGCGUCGUGGCGGCUGAGAAGAUUAAUACUUGGAUUUCGCGUGUCACUGAGGGUCGCUUGAGCCAAUUGGUUACGGACGAAGGUGUUACGAAUAGCGUUAUGUUGUUGGUGAAUGCAAUCUAUUUCAAUGGCAAGUGGCGUCGUCAGUUCACAGAAAGCCACACUGGCGUCUUUUAUCGUACAACAAACGAUCAAUUGAAGGUCUCUUACAUGGAAUUGACCGAUAACUUCUAUUAUCACGAAAGUAACGAGUUGAAGGCGAAAAUUAUACGCUUGCCUUAUCGUGGCCAGAAGUUCUCGAUGUUCGUCGCUUUACCCAAUGAGGGACAAAACAUUGACUCGUUCAUCAGUCGCAUGCAAAGUGAGCAGUUGAAACACAUGCAAUGGAUGACGGAGCGCAGCAAAGUGCGUGUGGUCUUGCCCAAAUUCAAAUUCGCAUAUAAAACCGAUCUGAAAGCGGUAUUGUGUCGCUUGGGCGUAGAGGAGAUCUUCACCGAACGUGCUAAUUUAACAGCUAUGGCAACCGAUACGGAUUUACAACUGAUGGUUUCGAAUAUACUGCAGAAAAGUGGUAUUGAUGUCAACGAAGUGGGUGCAGUAGCUUAUGGUGCUACUGAAGUGGAAAUCGUAAAUCGUUUUGGUGCCGAUGAAGAAGAGUUCAUUGCGAAUCGGCCGUUUGCAUUCUUCAUUGAAGAAGAGAGUACGGGCAAUAUCCUCUUUGCAGGAAAAGUGAUGAAUCCUACGACAUGAGCAGCUCUACUUCGUAAGAGUGAUUUUAGUUGAUUAGGUGUUUAGCGUAUAUUAUGUAAUAAUAUUUUAAUUUGUAAUCUUAAGUGUUAGGUCAUAGUGUAGCCUAGCAGUUGGCUGAUUUUAUGUGAACAUUGACGCAUAUGGAUGUUCAUUAAGCAUGUAAUUUAUAAAAUAAUAUUAUAUUAGCAAAAUAAAGAGAGAUUAUAAGUAUAAACAUGUAUAAACUAA